UCAAAGUCCACGUUUUUACGAGUUUUCAAAACUGUCUUUCUCUACAACACAAUCCUUAGCAAGAUUCAAAAUCAGUAUGUUUCUCGUCAACCUCGUACCCCUGCUUCUGCUAGUCGGUGUGUUGACUCAAUCAGGUGUAGAUGCAGAUGAACAUCUGGAGGAACAAGCGAAUAAUCUUCGAGAAGCCAUUAAAGCCGUUGUUGAGACGGUAUGCAAGUACAGCAUGGAACAUAAUACAGAUGGCGUCAUGACCAUGAUUGAUCCGGACGCAAGAGCAUUGGUGGAUGGUUAUCCAGCAUUUGUUGGAUUUGACGAGAUACGAACUAUUGUGGAGGUUUUCCCCGAGAAAGCAUCUCACAUCGAUGUUAACUUCAAGGAGGUGAAACCUAUGGAUAAAGAUGCGAAUUUAGUCUGGAGUUUGUUUCACGUGGAGUUUUUCAACGAAGCCGGUGAAAAGUACAACGAUGCAACUCAAGUGACUAUCUUCAGAAAGAAUCCAGAUGGGUACAAGUACUACAUAGCAGAUUUCAACAAACGUAACCAAGCAGCUUAAUCUACAGUGCCCUCUACAGCCAUGGUGCCAACCAGGUGGUUACACUUUGAUGUCCGUCACGAUGGGCGUCAAAUGCUGCUUCUGACCCACACACAAAUACAACAACUCUCAUUACUUUUACAAUUUAAUUAAGAUGUGCAUAAUUUAAAAUUUAUUGUCAUAGCUUAAAAUAAUACUUUCUCUGUCCAGAUUUCUUCGGAAGAACCUUUGUGCGAUAAAAGUGCAAAGAGUAUUAACUUGAAAACACAUCAUUUAGAGACUAUAUAGUAAUAAAAUAGAUAUACUCCCCCAAAAUUAUUUUCGUAAGUGUUUAUUUCUUUCGUUUUCUGUUUGUUUUUGCUUGGGAAUUUGUUAUUGUACGUAGCCCUACUACCACGUGAGCUAGUUAAUAUGAGUGUGAUGCAUGAUGGGGCUGAGCAUUUUCUGGAUAGACCAAUGAGCGUGUUUGAUACUUUUGCCCAUCCCAGCGCCUUAGGCCGAGCAAAUCAUAAAUCAUAGCUCCAUGGUGCUACGCAUAGGCUCGAGUUCAAUUCAAAAAUUCAAAAAAUUCAAUAUUGGUUUAUUUUCAUAUAAAAAUACAAGACCAAAUAAAAAGUCAUAGA
Molecule: messenger RNA, 1155 nt
Organism: Asterias rubens (European starfish)
Lineage: Eukaryota; Metazoa; Echinodermata; Asteroidea; Forcipulatida; Asteriidae
Exons: 4
Coding region: 77-553 (158 amino acids)
Source: RefSeq, a predicted model, not a curated record